Molecule: messenger RNA, 900 nt
Organism: Truncatella angustata
Lineage: Eukaryota; Fungi; Ascomycota; Sordariomycetes; Amphisphaeriales; Sporocadaceae
Exons: 4
Coding region: 1-900 (299 amino acids)
Source: RefSeq, a predicted model, not a curated record
AUGGUCAAAAAUUUGAACACUCAUCAAUUUUUCAAAGCUCUGUCGCUCACUAUAGAGGUUGUAUUGAUGCUUGUCAUGGUAACUCUGUUCUGUUGUGCCUACUCAGACCAUUACCGAACGUCACUGUGGGAGGCUGGCGGAGAAAAAGGUUGGAAUUCUAACCCAAGGUUACGGAUAUAUUAUUACGCAAAUCAUCGUGAGCCCCCUGAAAUACCUCUUAUAUGGAAUCAAAGUCUGACGACUUCGAACUUGAGCAUAGCCCUUGUGACAGCUGGCGUCUGCCUUACCAGACUUGUUCUUAUAUUCUUCGAGUUGUAUUGGGUAAUCAUCGAGACCUUCUACGAUAUGCUUCUUACGGCGCUCUGGUGCUAUAGUGUCUCCGCCCAGUCAUCUGCUGACCUGACCGAUUCGAAACACCCAAGCUACUACCCUUGGUACCUACAACGUCGAUGUUGCGAGGUCAACAAGCAGUAUUUUCAGGCAUGUACUAUCGCCAGGGUGUCGUUUUGGCUUUCAGUUGUCCUGAUGAUAUUCUAUGCAAGUCGAUUUGCGGUUGCCAUUUUCCGUCUGGCGUACUGGUGUGGUGAGCACAGACUAGCCGAUAUCUGUGUUGAGAAACUCCAUGAUUGCGUUCUACGGUAUCUACCGCCUUCCAUGUGUCAUGUUGCCGUAAAGUUUGCACUUGUAGUGCCUGGAAUGAAUGGCGAGGAUUUCCUAAGCAGACCUGACCAUGGCGAUGUACGGAUCCCCCUUCUGGAGCCUUCCAAAGAGAAAAGACAGCCCCCGGAAUAUGAAGUUGCUCAAGACGCCAAGAUAACAAAUAAUUUCACGGCAUGCUCGACUGAUGGUGGGCACAUUGAAAGCCAUGGUGGAAGGAGUUCAGACUCAGGGGCAAUUUAG